This is a messenger RNA of Ipomoea nil (Japanese morning glory), 1287 nucleotides long. Its product is annotated as AUGMIN subunit 7. Gene Ontology annotation, biological process: spindle assembly; centrosome cycle. The record is from RefSeq and is a predicted model, not a curated record. Gene Ontology annotation, molecular function: microtubule minus-end binding. Gene Ontology annotation, cellular component: HAUS complex. The coding region runs from base 142 to 1137 and encodes 331 amino acids. The transcript is spliced from 9 exons. NCBI's taxonomy places the organism in Eukaryota, Viridiplantae, Streptophyta, Magnoliopsida, Solanales, Convolvulaceae.
UUCAAAUACUACACUGCAAAAAGAGCCAGAUCGCUUGCAGUCCAAACAGUAAAACCAACAUUCAAUUCGAGUCAUCUUCCGCUUAUCUCACAGUGAUCCGAGGAGAAUUCCGGCGUUGAAUUCAAUCCACUCCGGCGGGGAAUGGCGGCGAAGCAGAUGGAAGAGAUACAGAGGAAACUGGCGAUGCUCAACUACCCGAGAGCCAACGCCCCUGCCCAGGCGCUCCUUUUCGCCGGCAUGGAGCGCUACGCCCUUCUCGAAUGGCUCUUCUUCAAGCUGUUGGGCGACAAAUCUCCAUUUUCGCAGCAGAAUUUACAAGGGGAUCCCGCAGAUCGCGACGAGGAGACCUCUCGCAUUCAAUAUCUGGCAGAGAUUGCAAAAUUUCUGGGUAUAACUACCACAGUGGACACGGAGGCAAUACAAGGGAGAGGUAGCUAUGAAGAUCGUACAGAAAUGCUACGUCUGAUUGUUGAUCUUGUGGAGGCAAGCUUGUAUGCUGAUAAUCAUGAAUGGAGUGUUGAUGAGCAGGUAGCUAAGGACAUACAACUAAUUGAUGCCAUUGCUGAGAAACAAGCACAAAUUUUUUCUGAAGAGUGCAAGUUGUUUCCCGCAGAUGUUCAGAUCCAAUCCAUAUAUCCAUUGCCAGACAUUGCUGAUUUGGAGAAGCAACUCUCAGAUCAAUCUAACAGACUUCUUAGUCUUCAAGAGAUGGUUGAUGAUUUAGCAUCAAAGCAUCCAUAUAAUCCAGACGAGGACUAUGUGGAGGUUGAAGCAAAGUUGCGGGCCCAUUUAGAAACCUUUUUAGAAACUGCAAGAUCCUUUAAUACAAUUUACACUAAGGAAAUUCGUCCCUGGACACACAUGAUGGAGGUACCGCAAUUGCAUGGAUUUGGGCCAGCUGCCAAUAGAUUGUUGGAAGCAUAUAAGAUGCUUUGGAAGUUCCUAGGGAACUUGAAGAAUCUCCGAGACUCUCAUGCAGCCGUUGCUGUUGGGUCAUCAGAAACAGUUGCAGGGGAGCCAUCUUCUGUCACAAGAAUAAUCUCAGAAUGCGAAACUGCCUUAACAUUACUAAACCGCGAUCUAGCCAUUCUUUCAGCCUCCAUUGCUCGCGAGCAAGGGGAGGAUGCCACCUCGUGAGCAUAAGUAGAGGAGAAGAGCACACAUCAUAGUAAUUUGCUCUCUUACAGCAACCUUUUGUCCCUAUUUUUGUCAAAUAUAUUAACCAAUUUAAUGAUUUAUGGAUCAUUCUCUGAGAGGUUGAAUCUGAUUGUGCAUUAGUUCUGUGUA